AUGGCAGAUGAGCUGUGUUUCCCAUCCACUUGCGACAUCAAAAACAACUCAUGUUUCUUCUUCUAUGAUUUAUCCCUCCUCUGUUCCUUAAUCUUCUCCCACCCGCUCUAUUUCUCCUACUUCCUAUUCUUCUCUCCUUACUUGUUCAAAUUCAUCUUCUUCAUCUCCCCUCUCUUUUUCACCACCGCUCUCGUUCUCCUCCUUUCAUUCCUCACCACCACUUUUCCACAGCCGAAGCUCGGGAUCAUUCAAACCGUCGUGGACAAACUCCGAUCAAAAUUGAAUGACGUUGACGAAGAUGAGGACUUCUGUAAUUUUGAGGAUUUUGAGAUCUACAAAAUCGUGUUUCAUGAUCCGCCAUUGAUCACGGUCAGUGAUGGAGACGAUAAUGAACAAGUAUCGGUAAUGGAGAAUGCGGUUGCGGUUGCGGUUGCUGUUACUGUUCCGGAAAGUGAUCAUAAACAGGAGGAGUUGAGAAGUUUGGAGUGUUUAUUCGAAGAACUGGAUCGAUUUGAAGAUUCCACGACGGCGGUUGAGACGGCAGAGAAGGAAAGUAGUUCAGAUCUCGAAAGAAUCGUUGGAGAAUUACAGAAACCAGAGCCAGUGGUGAAGAAAAAACUCGGAAGCAAAUCCAUGGCGGUCGUCGAAGCCGAAGCCGAUCAAAAACCUUAUGAAAAGUCAUUUUCCUUGAAAUCAAAUUCAUGUCGGGUAGAUUCCUCAAGCAGCAUCGGGAGCUACGGAUCAAUGAGGAAGGAGAAAGAAUGGAAGCGGACAUUAGCAUGCAAGCUGUUCGAAGAAAGGCAUAACUCAGAAGGAGGUGAAGAAGGCAUGGAUUCGCUUUGGGAGUCUUACGAAGAGGAUAAUUCGAGCAGGAAAUCGAAGAACAGGAAGGAACCCAUGUCGAUCAACCAGAAGAAGACGAAGAAGAUCGAAUUCAAGUACUUUGAUGACGAUUUUGAGGAAGACGACGAUGAUGAAGAGGAGUUCAUGAGCAAUGGGCAGCUUUGUUGCUUGAAAGCAUUGAAGUUAUCAGCAGGGAAGAUGAAUUUGGGGAUGGGGAAGCCAAAUCUUGUGAAGAUUUCGAAAGCUCUCAAAGGGUUUGGUUGGUUGCAUCAUGUUGGUAGCAAAAAUGGUAAAAAAAAUUAG
Molecule: messenger RNA, 1146 nt
Organism: Lactuca saligna
Lineage: Eukaryota; Viridiplantae; Streptophyta; Magnoliopsida; Asterales; Asteraceae
Source: the annotation of a GenBank genome assembly